Messenger RNA from Fusarium poae, 219 nucleotides. RefSeq lists its product as uncharacterized. The record is from RefSeq and is a predicted model, not a curated record. NCBI's taxonomy places the organism in Eukaryota, Fungi, Ascomycota, Sordariomycetes, Hypocreales, Nectriaceae. The transcript has 4 exons. The coding region runs from base 1 to 219 and encodes 72 amino acids.
AUGGCGCACCUAAACGUCAAGCCGGACCCGGCCUACCUCAAAUAUGCGGCUAUGAUGAAGUCGCGCCAUCACUACUUCCGAUGGACGCCUCGAACCGCCAAGAUCACCUUCAUCUACGUUGGUGUGAUCCCCGCCAUCAUGGGCUACAUUGCCUACAAGACCGACGGACUUUGGGACUUCAGGGCGAAGCGAAAGGGCGACCUCGUCUACGAGAAAUAA